GAAGAAACAGCCUCAGAGUAAACGGUGGUUCCACAGGAGGAAAGCACGCCCAGUCACAUUAAAGAAGCCAAACUGUCUGCUUCAAAGAGAAAAGGCAACAUCCUGUCACAGGCCAUGCUCUGGCAGAAAUCCACAGCUCCAGAGCAAGCUGCUGCCCCUCCACGGCCUUACCAGGGUGUUCGAGUCAAGGAGCCAGUGAAGGAGCUACUGAGAAGAAAGCGUGGCCAUACCAGCGUUGGGGCAGCUGGCCCACCAACUGCGGUGGUACUGCCCCACCAGCCCCUGGCCACCUACAGCACCGUGGGUCCUUCCUGCCUUGACAUGGAGGUUUCUGCUUCCACAGUGACAGAGGAGGGGACAUUAUGUGCUGGCUGGCUCUCCCAACCGGCCCCUGCCACUCUUCAGCCAUUGGCUCCAUGGACACCCUACACGGAGUAUGUGUCCCACGAAGCUGUCAGCUGCCCCUACUCCACUGACAUGUAUGUGCAGCCUGUGUGCCCCAGCUACACAGUGGUGGGACCCUCCUCAGUGUUGACCUAUGCUUCUCCACCACUCAUCACUAAUGUCACGCCAAGAAGCACGGCUACACCCGCGGUGGGGCCCCAGCUGGAGAGCCCAGAGCACCAGGCACCCCUCACCUAUUUCCCGUGGCCUCAGCCUCUUUCCACACUGCCUACUUCCAGUCUACAGUAUCAACCUCCUGCCCCAACCCUGUCUGGGCCCCAGUUUGUCCAGCUCCCCAUCUCUAUCCCAGAGCCAGUCCUUCAGGACAUGGAUGACCCCAGAAGGGCCAUCAGCUCCCUGACCAUUGACAAGCUGCUUCUGGAGGAAGAGGAAAGCAACUCAUAUGAGCUCAACCACACCCUCUCCGUGGAGGGCUUUUAGGGCUGGCUUGCAUCUAACAGCCCUUUCACUGGAAACUGAGAUUUUAAAAGAGCUCAGCUGGAGCCCAGUCUUCUGUCUGUUUGAAAUAGCUAUUUCAUAGGUUCCCUUUCUUCCUAAAGCUAAAUUGUAUUCUUUCUUUUCUCCCUUCUUCUUUCCCUCCACUUCCAUCCUUCCCCCAACUCCCAUCUUGCUUCUUUCUUACUUCUCCUUCCAGUUUUCUUCCUCUGGAGUAGCAAAUGGUAGUGAUAUUAUGAACAAUGCUUUAUACUGAAUGUCACCAAGUCUGCAGCUCAGGGUUUUCCUUUGGUGGCACAUCCUUAGGGAACACCCUUCUCUUGGGUGCCCCUUGCUUCCUGGUAGCAGUAGCUUAAUAGAUCUACUCUAUGACCACUUACCCGUUCUGCCAUUCUGAAAUGCACACCAGUUUAUUUUGUGCGUGUGUGUGCUGUUCUCAGCCUUGACCAGAUGCACUAUCUAAGUGGGUGUUUCUGAUGGGGUUACCGGGGGAUGGGAUCAGGACCAUCAGGCAGUGAGUGAUGGGCGAGGAGGAGCAGGACACACAUGUGUGUCUGUGGUUAGAGUGAGAAGGGCGAGACUUAGGAGUGACCUUACAUUCAGCUUUAAAAAACAUAUCACUUUAAUGUGGUUUAGCUGUUCUUCUUGUCAGCGAUUUGGAGGAAAGCUGGAUAUGGUACAGAGGAUAAAUGACGAGUCUGCUUGAUUCUGCCUCUCUACAGGCCCUCUAACACGAUGCCAGCAUUUAAAAUACUUUUGUCAGCAUAUUGCCAUGGCAACAGGAAAAGAAAUGGGUGAAGCCCAUCAGUGAGGAGGCUCGCACUUAGUCGUUCCAUGUGGGCUUUUACUUCCUGUUGUGACUCACCCAGGGCCAUCUUGACGCGUUGCCAUGGAUUCUUCCGCCCACUCACCGUCUGUCUCUGGGGUCCUGAAGUCCUGGUCAGCAGACCCGCUAGCCUUCAUUUUCAUUUUUAUUGCAGUUUUUGCUGGAGAAGCAUAACAUUUGCUGUUGAGUAAUUUGCUGUUUUGGGAUGCUCUACUCCUGAAGUGGAUGUGUCUUUGGGAACUGGCCCCACUGUUUACUAAUGAUGCCAUCAUUACAUACACACAAACUUUAGUCUGUAGAAUCCAUGUAGAACUAAUAGAUGUUCUAGAAAAUGACGGUUUCUUUGAUAUCCCACCCCCUUUGUUUCUGUUUUCAAUGAAAACUUAGAGAGAGCUACCUGUCAUUGUUUUCUCCUCUGCUUUGUGUCUAUUUUGAUUCAGAUGUCUCAUUAUCUGCCUAAAAUCCUGGAAUGCUUAUCUUGAAUUUGUUAUUCCUCCUUAAUAUUUAGAUUAAAUGUUAGAUAUGGAUGAUAGGUUUACUUUUCUAUUGGUGGUUAUCAUGAGCAAGAAAGGGAGCCGGGAGCCUCAGCCUACUUCAUUAAGACCUUGUUGCGCUUAAAAACACUAUUUAAGAUUUCCCAGCUACUUUGGUAGUUUGAGAUGUUGGUGGUAGGAAUGGCAAUCACAGAGGAGUUAAUGCUGGGAAAACAAACAAAACAUCAAAGAAAGUAGUGUGAGUGUUGCUAGAACUGAAUUGGUGCCUUUUUUCUCUUCUUAUCUUGAGACCUCAAGUCUCGGCUGCAGGUGUCCAACCAGAUUUCCUCCGGAGUUUUUCCUACUCAUAGGCAAUAUUUUCAAUAAAGAUUUGUAGAUGA
Molecule: messenger RNA, 2600 nt
Organism: Mastomys coucha (southern multimammate mouse)
Lineage: Eukaryota; Metazoa; Chordata; Mammalia; Rodentia; Muridae
Gene: Pou2af1
Product: POU class 2 homeobox associating factor 1
Exons: 5
Coding region: 115-885 (256 amino acids)
Biological process (GO): positive regulation of transcription by RNA polymerase II
Cellular component (GO): RNA polymerase II transcription regulator complex
Molecular function (GO): transcription coactivator activity; POU domain binding; DNA binding
Source: RefSeq, a predicted model, not a curated record